AUGGCGUCUUCUGUAAAUAUUUCAGUUGAGGCCCCAAUUGAAAAUCAAAUACAAGAAAUUUCUUAUGAUGGCACAGAAAUAUAUCAAACACCACUUUCUAUGUCAGAAAAUCUGGCGAAAUUGGCUCAAAAAAUCGACUUCAAUAAAAUUCCCAUUGAUGAUAAAAGGGACAACAGAAAAGAUGAACCCAGAGGUAUUAAGAGAGAAAAUGGCUUUGAUCAAGCAAAGGGAUCAGAGGAAUCUGAUUCUAAAGAACAUGUUGCUUAUCAAUCUUCCUUAUGGCCAUGGGAUUCAGUCAGAAAUAAAUUGAGAAAUGCCUUGACAGAAGUUUGUGUAUUGUCAGAUGUACUAGUUAUAGCAAAAGAAAAAAAAUACAUGGUGUUAGAUCCAGUUCCUCAGGAUCCGAUUGAGACCAAAGCAAUGGCACAAAUUUAUGCAAGGAAGAAAGCAUUGACAGGAGCAGCUUCUGUUUUAAUAUCAGGAGCUGAAAGAAUGAGAGCAUCUCAAAGUGAACACAACAGGAAUAGAUCUCCUGAUUUCCACAUUGAACUAUUAAGGCUGAGGCAAAACUGGAGGCUAAAAAAAGUUUCAAAUGCCAUCAUAGGAGAUUUAAGUUAUAGGACUGCUGGAUCCAAGUAUGCACAAACAGGGAUGUUUGAAGUUACAAAAGCAGAAGAUGAUGACAAAGCAUCUAGUAGUCCACCAACAUCUCCCAGUGUAUCUGUACUACCGAAACCCUCCUCUUCUGCUUUGAGGGUUACAGUUCCUAGUGAGUUGCAAGGAGUAGCAUAUAUUGAAGUUUUAUGCCAAAAAGAUUAUGAAGAUUUGUGUAAUGCUAAUAUUAAUCUUUUAAGCACUGGGCCAUCUGCAUCAAACCCAGAGCAACAUUGGCAACAAAAACUAGAAGCUGCUCAAAAUGUUUUGUUUUGUAAGGAACUAUUUAAUCAAUUAGCUAAAGAAGCAGUACAGCUCCAGGGUCUUAUUCCACACAUGGUCGUUGGCAAUCAAAUUAUGGCAACUGUUCUACCAGGUAUUCAACUAAUCAUAGGAUUAUGUCAUAGUACAGGUAAUGAAAAAAAGAAUAGUGUGCCGCCUCCACAAAAAACAGAGCAUGAUCACGUUCUAGAGCAUUCUCUGCAUCAACUUUUGAGAGAAGUUCAUCAUAAUAACACUCAUCAUCCUUUUCCACAUCCCAGUUCGGGUCCCAUUGGACCUAGUAAAAAAAGAAUAUUAGCUGGUCCAACAGCUAGUGAUCGUCACGAGUUAUUAGAAAUGACAAAAAGUUACACAUUAUUAGAGCAAAUUAUUCAGCAAGCUCAACACUUUUUCAUGAGGCUUCGCACCGAAUAUGUAUUGGAUACAAUCGCUAAAGAAAUGAAAGAUCCUCUUAUCGUAUCUCACUGGAACGCGUUAAAUUCUCCUACCCAAUCUUGUGUUAAGAUUAAUAUAAUGACUCACGGCUAUGACACAGUUUGCCGGACUUCAUUAGUCGUUCACAUAGGAGAAAAAGCAUUGAAGUGUGUUUGUCGAGAUGGAAGAGUGAUGCGUAUGUCGUACGAACCUCAAGAACUUCGAGAUCUUCUUUACUGUCAGAUAUAUCAACAUCAAAUCACGGCAGCACAAGCUUUGGCUAAAUGUAUGGGGUGGCAAAUAUUAGCAAACAGUUUGCAUUUAGGACUUGGAUCCGUAGAGCCUUUGGGAAACGCUAGUAGUAUUAUUUUGACAUCGCCUACUGGAGACCGAAUGAUUGCUGUUCGAUGUGAACCACAAUUUGGUAUUCAAGUAUGGAUAGCACAAUCUCCAAGAAAAGAUUUUUUCCCCGGUCAGCUAGUCAAAGAAAGAAAAUGGGAAAAUUUAGGAGGUGGUUUCAAAGAAGUGAGAUGGGAUAAAAUGGAAGGGAAAAAUUUUUUAAAUAAAAUGGAAUUAUUAAUGGCCAGUUUAACGAGUUCUCAGUAA
This is a messenger RNA of Pediculus humanus corporis (human body louse), 1956 nucleotides long. Its product is annotated as CRSP complex subunit, putative. Gene Ontology annotation, molecular function: transcription coregulator activity. Gene Ontology annotation, biological process: regulation of transcription by RNA polymerase II. The coding region runs from base 1 to 1956 and encodes 651 amino acids. Gene Ontology annotation, cellular component: mediator complex; core mediator complex. NCBI's taxonomy places the organism in Eukaryota, Metazoa, Arthropoda, Insecta, Psocodea, Pediculidae. The record is from RefSeq and is a predicted model, not a curated record. The transcript has 9 exons.